AUGGGUAUCGAGGAUCAGUCUAUCCACUACGGUGGCGCGCACUACGCGAAUGACUACGCGACGAAAGCCUUCAGGACACCAUCAACAUCAGCUCUCCAGUCUUCCAAGAAGCGCAAGAGCGUUGGUCAGGAUGACUCCGUCAUUGACUUGACCCAAGACAGUCCACCUAGAAAGCGCAGAACCAAGAGGGCUGACAGCCUGGACGACGGGGGCGAGAAGCCUGCGAAGAAGUCCAGGAAGCCGAAAGACGAAGAGAAACGUUUGAGACGAUGGCGAAAACACGCGCCAUCCUCUCACCUCGAGGUACGCAAUCGCGCUUUGACCCAACGCAUGUUUGCACUCGACCGUCGAAGGGAGAACUCAAACUGCGAACAUCCAACAGAGACUAUAUCGCUAGCCGGCACGACUGGAAACAUCUACACUAUUGUGGUUGACAAAGUGCCGUCGUGCGACUGCCCGCAUGCCAGGAAAGGCAACCAAUGCAAGCACAUCGCAGUCCUUCGUGUGCCAGCCACGUUGGAGUAUCAACUUGCCUUCAUAUCCUCGGAGCUGCGUGAGAUCUUCGAAAAAGCACCACCACUUCCAUCCGAGACAGCGGACAAGGAUGCCGAGAAGGAUGGCAAACGCAAGCCGAUCGAAGGCGAAUGUCCGAUCUGUUGCGUCGAUUUUGAACCAGAGAGUGGCGAAGCAAUAGUGUAUUGCAAAGCUGCUUGUGGUAACAAUAUCCACGCCGUUUGUUUUAAGCAGUGGGCGGCGACUAAGACGGGAAGAAGCGCUGUCACUUGUCCGUUCUGUCGGACAGCAUGGGAGGGUGAGGGAGGUGAGGGUGCAGCCAAAAAUGUCGCGCGCGAUGGUCCGAAGAACAGAGAUGGCUAUGUCAACGUUGCUUCGCAGUUGGGUUUAUCGGGGAGGCGGGACUACAGCACCUAUCACUCCUACUGGGUACGGCGGCAGGCUAUGAAUGGAGAGAUCGAGUGGGAUGAGAACGGCGUGAUGAUGCAUGACUACUAA
Molecule: messenger RNA, 1011 nt
Organism: Recurvomyces mirabilis
Lineage: Eukaryota; Fungi; Ascomycota; Dothideomycetes; Mycosphaerellales; Teratosphaeriaceae
Exons: 2
Coding region: 1-1011 (336 amino acids)
Molecular function (GO): zinc ion binding; ubiquitin protein ligase activity
Source: RefSeq, a predicted model, not a curated record